Molecule: messenger RNA, 420 nt
Organism: Dibothriocephalus latus
Lineage: Eukaryota; Metazoa; Platyhelminthes; Cestoda; Diphyllobothriidea; Diphyllobothriidae
Source: the annotation of a GenBank genome assembly
AUGUCGUCUUUACUCUUCCAGUCCAGAAGCCAGGUGACGAUUUCCGAGUCAGAAGCUCGUGAACUUCUACGAAUACAGAAAGUGAAACACAUCGUGACCCUGCCCGCCGACAAAGGGCGCUUAACUGUCGUCAUGGAUAAGCUCGAUUAUUCUGAAAAGGUAGAACAUCUACUGAUGGACAUGGAUCCAUAUGUGCCAUCGACCGUCAGCGAGUUCAAGAAGUUCGAAAGCGCCGUUAGUAAGACGAUCGAUAGGUUAAGAAAGACAGAAGCUCUAAAAGGAAGCGAAGCGCUGGCUACAAAGGCCGCCGAUGCUGCAGUGGCACGUUCCUACGGCUUACCAAAGGAGCACAAAGCAGGAGUGCCCUUACGAUUCUUCGUAUCUCUACGUGGUACCCCAACCUUUAGGUUGUCAAGGUAG